CCUUUUCUUUUUUUUUUUUAAUAAUUGAGUGAUGUGUUUUUUUAAUAAAUAGUUUGUAGAUAUGGAGCAGUUGAGUGCGGUGAAGGAGGCGUUACACGUAUCGACGACUCCACCGACGAUAGUGUGUCGAGAUGAGCAGAGAAGGAUAGUGGAGUUUUGUAGGAAAUGUGUUGAGGAAGAUAAGUCUGGGAGUUUGUAUAUUUGUGGCUGUCCUGGCACCGGAAAGUCACUUUCUAUGGAUAAUGUCAAAGGGUCUCUUACUCUUUGGGCUAAAGAGACAGGGGGCGAUCUGCCGGAUAUUUUGAACUUAAACUGUACUUCUCUCACAAGCACUUCAGAAAUUUUCAACAAGAUACAUGAAAAGAGUCAACCAAAUAAGAAACUCACUGCUCGUUCUACGCCCUUACGACAACUUCAGCAACUGUAUUCUCAAAAGCAGCAGUCAGCCGACACUAAAAUGAUGUUGGUGAUUGCUGAUGUGCUUGAUUACUUGAUCACUAAGGACCGAGUGGUGCUUCAUGAUCUGUUUAUGCUAACAACAUUGCCCUUUUCAAAACUUAUAUUGAUAGGUAUAGCUAAUGCGAUCGACUUAGCAGACCGUUUUCUACCAAAACUGCAGUCUUUAAAUUGUAAGCCUAUGGUUGUGACUUUUCAAGCCUAUUCCAUGGAUCAGAUAAUUAUUAUUCUUAAACAACAGCUAAUGUCACUCUCUUGUACCGUCUUCCAGCCACAAGCAUUGGAACUCUGCGCACGGAAAGUAGCUGCAGCAUCCGGAGAUAUGAGGAAAGCUCUUGGUAUCUGCAGGGGUGCAAUCGAAAUGCUUGAAUCUGAACCUCGAGAAUCUACCUGCACUUUAAAUCUGACAUCAAUGGUCAGAGUUGAUCAUAUGGCCAUGGCUUUGUCAAGGGCUUACAAAUCACCAAUAGUUGACACUGUACAGUCUCUUCCCCAACAUCAUCAGGUACCGUUGUUCUACCUUAAAAAGUCUUGAGGUGGCAACAUGG
Molecule: messenger RNA, 1004 nt
Organism: Erigeron canadensis
Lineage: Eukaryota; Viridiplantae; Streptophyta; Magnoliopsida; Asterales; Asteraceae
Product: cell division control protein 6 homolog B-like
Biological process (GO): mitotic DNA replication checkpoint signaling
Cellular component (GO): nucleus
Molecular function (GO): ATP hydrolysis activity; DNA replication origin binding
Source: RefSeq, a predicted model, not a curated record